UGGCCUCGUGCGUGCGCACGCGCGCUGUCCCCCAGAGGCGUCUGGGUGUGCGGAGCGCGCGCGCGCGGCUUGGAGGCGCACCUGUGAGGUGUCCCUUGAGGAGAGGGAGGGUGGGUGCGCGGAGUCCGCGGCCUGGGGCGCUUCAACCCCUCACUUGGAAGCGCCUCGCGUCCCAGUAGAGCCAGCCGAGCAUCCUACUCAGGUGAUGAGGAACCCUCCCGGCACCCAGCGCAGAUCGCUGCUGCCGCUGGACGCCUCCAUUGUUUGACCAUAACAAGGGCCGGAUUCUCAACCCAGCAGGAUCCCGAGGCUUUUGUUGCCCUUCAGCCACUGUGGGCCCUGCCUCUGCCUCUUCUUCUGGAAUGUCUUGGGGGUUUUGACUUCUGUCACUGUGCUCCAGAAGCAACAUUUUCCCUUCUGAAGUUCCAAGUGGAGUGCGUUUUCCUUCGUGUGCCUUUUAUGCAGGACAGCUGCUUCUCAUACUCACAUACCUGCAAAUCCAAGAGACACGUCUCUCUGGAAGAUAAGAGCUCCUUCCUCAAGAUCAAAAAAGGAGACUGCCGGAGUGACACCUGCGUAGGGAAUCCUCACCAGGAAGGACUGACACACCUGGACCCAAGGCGCUGGCUUCCCGGGAGGCUCCUGUCUGAUGUGCAGGAGGCAGGAUGUCAUUGUGACUCUGCAAGGGGAGGCUCCUGGUGACCGAGACCAGCACACAGUAUCGCACCCUUGGCUACAGGGGACACUGUGCAGACCUUUUCCUGCAACUGAGAAGUACGAGAUUAUUCUGCAAGAGGAAGAUUCCAGGGGCUUAAAAACGCAAAGGUUUCUACCUUGGGAGCCCCUUGGAAUGUUGGCAGCUCAGGAUCUCAAAGAAAGUUCUGUGUUAACGAGUUACAGAGUCCACGUGGAAGUAAAUGUCACUUUCUAAUCAAUAAUAAUACCGAGUGAGGAGCACUAUGCAGGGAGGAACCUUCCAUAGAAAGACAGGCAGGGGAGAGCUUAGGCCGGCCUCGAACCUCCCGAGCAGAGCCAGCCUGAGAUAAGCACCAAAAUGGCCAAGUGAGAGACUCUGUGAAAUAGCAGCCCUGUAACUGUAGUAGUUGUGAGGAAAUCUUCUCCGCUAAAUCACGAUACCAAAUAGGAAACAUGAUCUACAAGUGCCCCAUGUGUAGGGAAUUCUUCUCUGAGAGAGCAGAUCUUUUUAUGCAUCAGAAAAUUCACACUGCUGAGAAGCCCCAUAAGUGUGACAAGUGCGACAAGGGUUUCUUUCAUCUGUCAGAGCUCCAUAUCCAUUGGAGAGACCACACGGGAGAGAAGGCGUAUAAAUGUGAUGAUUGCGGGAAGGACUUUAGCACCACGACAAAGCUCAAUAGACACAAGAAGAUCCACACGGUGGAGAAGCCCUAUAAGUGCUACGAGUGCGGCAAAGCCUUCAACUGGAGCUCACACCUUCAGAUUCACAUGAGAGUUCACACAGGUGAGAAACCCUAUGUCUGUAGUGAGUGCGGAAGGGGCUUUAGCAAUAGUUCAAACCUCUGCAUGCAUCAGAGAGUCCACACCGGAGAGAAGCCCUUUAAAUGUGAAGAGUGCGGGAAGGCCUUCAGGCACACUUCUAGCCUCUGCAUGCAUCAGAGAGUCCACACAGGAGAGAAGCCCUAUAAAUGCUAUGAGUGUGGGAAGGCCUUCAGCCAGAGCUCGAGCCUCUGCAUCCAUCAGAGAGUGCACACCGGGGAGAAGCCCUAUAGAUGCUGUGGGUGUGGGAAGGCCUUCAGCCAGAGCUCGAGCCUCUGCAUCCAUCAGAGAGUGCACACAGGGGAGAAACCUUUCAAAUGUGAUGAGUGUGGGAAGGCCUUCAGUCAGAGCACCAGCCUCUGCAUCCACCAGAGAGUGCACACAAAGGAGAGAAACCAUCUCAAAAUAUCAGUUAUAUAAAGCGUUUUGCUAAGAGAUAAAAAUCCUAAAACCCAUAAGUGCCACUAGGAAGGAAAACCCUGUAAAUACCUACAUUGACCCAAGAAAUUUUUACAGCAAGCCCCAGCAGAACAUUGUUUUCCAAGAGGCACGUGUGAGGUUGAUUUUUUGGAUUCAUGCCAAGUGUGUUCCACAGCUUGACUUUGAAUCUGGAAUCCCUCCGCGUGUUUGCCCAGGACAGACUGUGAGGUCCCAGUCGUGGGUAUGUGUUUCCUGGGAUUCUGGCGCGAUGCCUCCAUAGUUGAAACACUACACAGGAAACCAUGAUCCUUGCCCAGCCUCCUGAGUCACCUUCUGUCUACACUUUACCUAAAAGUCACCCCAGAUACUCCCCCGUUUCGGGAGCUCAUGACCGACCUUCUCUUGAUCCAAGCAUACUGGUGAAUGCAUUUGAAAACGGCCGGCUCCCGCGAAGUAGUGUUCUGGUAUUUCUGAGGUCACCACUCGAUUCAGCCUCUACGUAUCUGUCCAUAUAUCCCGUUACUUCUGAACUCACUGUACCUGUAUAUCCUCAAAAUACCCACAAAUAUCCACCCCUUCCUAGAUGGCAUUAAAUUUCAUUUUAGAUUUUAGGUGACUCAUAAUUUCCAUUUACUUUGUCUGUUGGCGAAAUCAUUGGCAGACAUACAUGCCCUUGAACUUUAAUUUUGUGAAUUCUGCUAAUCACUGUGUCUCUAUGUUAGUCAGACUUAAUUUUCUAGUGGCUACAUCACAUAUUUUUAACUUGAAUUUUUUUGGAAAUAGCUGAAUGUAAAUAGGGAGGAAGAAGCAAGCAAAGUUAGAACUCUUCUCCAUCCAGAAUUGCCCUCUCAGGCUCCUUUGGUAACAAGGGGAGCCCCUUACUAGCUUGGGGAGACCAUAGGAGAAGCGGAUGGUAGGAGGCCUCACUAAUAAUAGUCUCUGAUUCUGUGAUUUUGGGGCAAUAAUGUGUAGGAGUCCUCGAUACCUUUUCAUUGAGGAUUACAUAUCAGUUCCUUUGUAGGCAUGAACUUUCUUCAUUCAUUCAACAAGUAUUUAUUGAACACCUCCUACGUGCCAGGCACUGUGCCAGGUACCGGGAAUACCACUGAGUAAGACAGACAAGGGCCCUACUCUCGUGGCGUUGACUUCUGGUGGAGGAGACAGAUGAUAAGCAAGUAAACAAAUAAAUAAUGUAGUUUGAGGUAGUGAUUAAGUGAUACGGAGAAAAUAACCUAGGGUGAAGAUUUAGAGCAGUGGGGGUGGGGCGGGGGGCAGCGGUAGGUAGCGGGCAGGGAGGCCUUUCCGGGGGCAGCACAGGGGCGGCUGCAGGGGGCUCGCGGUCCUGCCGGGGAGCUUCCGGAGCAGGAGGUGGCGGCCGGCGGUGAGGGCAGCGUGCAGCGGGGAGGGGGAGAGAUACUGAGCUGCUCAGUAUCCUGACAUUUAUAGGCCUUUUUUUUUUUCUUUUUUUUUUUUUUU
This is a messenger RNA of Globicephala melas (long-finned pilot whale), 3411 nucleotides long. It is a transcript of the gene ZNF664, whose product is annotated as zinc finger protein 664. The record is from RefSeq and is a predicted model, not a curated record. Lineage: Eukaryota; Metazoa; Chordata; Mammalia; Artiodactyla; Delphinidae. Gene Ontology annotation, cellular component: nucleus. Gene Ontology annotation, biological process: regulation of gene expression.